AUGCUCAACAAAUUACCACCACAUAUGGUUGAAGAUAUCAUCAAUUCUUUGCCUGUUGACAAACUUCUCUUAUUCUCUUUAUCUGAUAACGGUCUCUUUGCGAUGCUAGCUAUUAAAAAGCUAUUUGAAUCUAUUUUCAUAAAUAAACCAUCAUCAUUAAACUCAAAAUCAAAUACAGAUCCAAACAAAUUAAAUAGAUUAGUUAUUGGUUCUAGAGAUAUAAUUUUUUUUCAAUCUAGAAUCCAGAUUUUAACCAAGAAAAUUAACAUAAACAUUAAUGAUUUUUCAAUCUCAGAUUUCAGAAAUCCAAAUAAAAUCAAUUCGAUAAUUUACCAGAGAUAUAAUAAAACUAUCCUAAAAUUAAAUCCCCGUAUUCUAAAAUCUUUAAAAAUAAACGUGUUAAACGACAAAAGAUGCAGGCUUAAUCUUGAUAAAAUUCUAACCUAUUCGUUAAAUGUCAUUUUUGACAAUAAUAUGGAUUACUCUCAGUUGAAAAUAAUAAAACUAAACAACUACAAACUUUCCAUCGAACAUCUAAAUGCUUCACACAACAAAAAUAAUAAUAAUGACAGAAUCUCCCAAGACCACGACAAUAAAACAAAAAACAAAUUCAAUUACAACAAAUCAAUCAAUCACACUCACUUUUAUUACGGCGGAAACGACAGCAUCAACCACUGCUUUUCAAACUUAAAAUCGUUGGUAUCAACAGAUUUUUCUUUCAACAGAAUAUCCUACAACUUCUAA
This is a messenger RNA of Ascoidea rubescens DSM 1968, 744 nucleotides long. RefSeq lists its product as uncharacterized. The transcript has a single exon. Bases 1 to 744 code for a protein of 247 amino acids. The record is from RefSeq and is a predicted model, not a curated record. NCBI's taxonomy places the organism in Eukaryota, Fungi, Ascomycota, Saccharomycetes, Ascoideales, Ascoideaceae.